AUGACUGAGCCAACAUCUGUGGACUGGAACGUGUCAUCCAACCGGCAGGCGCAUCACACAGACAGAUUCUACAGCCCAGAACUCAUCUUGCGGAGAGGCCAACACUUCCGUAUAUCGUUGGGUUUCGAUAGAAAUGUGGACUCUGAACAAAAUCUGACCUUCACAGUCUCCACAGGGCCUUACCCCUCGGAGUCGGCCAGGACGAAGGCUGUGUUUACAAUCUCCAACAGAACAAGUAAUGGCUGGAGUGCAGAGCUCCAGGCCAGCCAGGGCAACACUCUGACCAUCCUCAUCUCCAGUCCUUCCAAUGCACCCAUAGGACAGUACACACUGAGCCUUCAGAACUCCUCCUCCUCCUCUGUGAAACUUGGAACGUUCAUACUCCUCUUUAACCCCUGGCUGCAAGCGGAUGCUGUCUUUAUGAGUAAUGCUGCUGAGAGAGAGGAGUACGUUCAGCAAGAUGCUGGAAUCAUCUAUGUCGGAAGUGCAAAUCGCAUUGGCAUGGUUGGCUGGAACUUUGGACAGUUUGAGCAGGACAUUCUGAGCAUUUGCCUCUCAGUUCUUGAUAAAAGUCUGAAUUUCCGCCGUGACCCUGCUACUGAUGUGGCCCGCAGAAAUGACCCCAAAUAUGUUGGCCGGGUACUGAGUGCAAUGAUCAACAGCAAUGAUGACAGUGGUGUGCUUGCUGGGAAUUGGAGUGGCAGCUAUCCAGGUGGCCUGGACCCAAGGAACUGGAACGGCAGCGUGGAGAUCCUCAAGGAAUGGAAGAGAUCCAACUUCAAGCCCGUGAAAUAUGGGCAGUGCUGGGUCUUUGCUGGAACCCUCAAUACAGUGUUGCGGUCUCUUGGAAUUCCCUCCCGAGUGAUCACCAACUUCAACUCGGCUCAUGACACAGACCGAAACCUCAGUGUGGAUGUGUACUAUGAUCCCAUGGGAAACCCCCUGGACAAAGGCAGUGACAGUGUGUGGAACUUCCAUGUCUGGAAUGAAGCCUGGUUUACCCGGACGGAUCUGGGCCCAUCAUACAGUGGAUGGCAGGUGUUGGACGCAACUCCCCAGGAGAGGAGCCAAGGAGUAUUCCAGUGUGGCCCCGCCUCAGUUAUUGGUGUCCGAGAGGGUGAUGUGGACCAGGACUUUGACAUGACGUUUGUCUUCGCGGAAGUUAAUGCUGACCGCAUCACCUGGAUCUACGAUAGCAAAACCAACGUACAGAAGAAGAAUUUCUCUGACAUGCACUCGGUGGGCAAGUACAUCAGCACCAAGGCUGUGGGCAGCAACUCCCGCAUAGAUGUCACAGAGAAGUACAAGUAUCCUGAAGGUUCUGCCCAGGAAAGACAAGUGUUGGAAAAGGCUUUGGGGAAACUUAAACCCAACCGAUUAUUCAACCCAACAUCUGCAGAGGACUUGGAAAUAGGGGAGCGGGAGCCUAGCAUCUUUGGGAAGUUCAGGGUAACUGGUGUUCUGGCAGUAGGCCAGGAAGUCAACCUGGCCCUGACACUGAAAAACCUGACAAGUGAUAUGAAGACAGUGACGGUGAACAUGACAGCCUGGACCAUUGUCUACAAUGGCACACUAGUGCAUGAGGUGUGGAAGGACUCUGCCACCAUAUCCCUGGACCCUGAAGAAGAAAUUCAGUACCCUGUGAAGAUCUCAUAUGCUCAGUACGAGAAGUACCUGAAAGCUGACAACAUGAUCCGCACCACAGCUGUGUGCAAGGUCCCCAACGAGGGCGAGGUGGUGGUAGAGCGGGACGUCAUCCUGGAUAAUCCCACCCUGACCCUGGAGGUGCUGGACCAGGCACAGGUGCAGAAGCCUGUGAACGUGCAGAUGCUCUUCUCCAAUCCUCUGGAUGAGCCCGUGAAGAACUGUGUGCUGAUGGUGGAGGGAAGCGGCCUGCUGAGGGGCAAUCUCAAGAUAGAUGUGCCAACUUUACGCCCCAAGGAGCGGUCCCGGGUCCGUUUUGAGAUCCUGCCUACCCGGAGUGGCACCAAGCAGCUGCUUGCUGACUUCUCCUGCAACAAGUUCCCUGCAAUCAAGGCCAUGCUGUCCAUCGAUGUGGCUGAGUGA
Messenger RNA from Orycteropus afer afer, 2067 nucleotides. RefSeq names its product transglutaminase 3 (gene TGM3). The coding region runs from base 1 to 2067 and encodes 688 amino acids. Gene Ontology annotation, biological process: peptide cross-linking. Gene Ontology annotation, molecular function: protein-glutamine gamma-glutamyltransferase activity. The record is from RefSeq and is a predicted model, not a curated record. NCBI's taxonomy places the organism in Eukaryota, Metazoa, Chordata, Mammalia, Tubulidentata, Orycteropodidae. The transcript is spliced from 13 exons.